CCUGUGCUCAGCUUCUGGUUCUGUCUCUAGGCUCCAGACCCCUUCCCCAUGGCGCAGGCAGCCACACCUGGGGAGCUAGGGCUCCCUUGUAGUCCCAAACAGGCCUUGGCUCUGUACAAGCACCUCUUCUGGUGCCCUGCUGGCCUGGGCCAGCUCCAGGCUGCACUGCGGCAGGUGAGGGAGGCAAGGCCCUGUCUCCAAGCGGGCAGGCUCUCCGUGGGGCCUGAUUCCAGCCUGCCUCCUGGGGCACACGAGGGUUGGGCCUGUCCCUCAGGCCUGGAGUUGCCCACCCUGAUGCUGGAGAUGGAACGGAGCCGGAGGGCCCAGGAGCAGCUCCUGUGGGACUUGGAGCUGCUGACCGGGGCAGGGCUGGGCCUCUUCUGGCCUCCCCGGGCCCAGUUCUGUGGUCUGAGGGACCAGGCCCAGAGUGCAUGGAGCCAGCACAGCAAGCCCCGUGGUAGGACAGGUGGGGGCUCUGAGCAGCUGACGAGUGGGGUGAGCAGGAGUUCCAGGCUGUGCCCAUCGCCCCAGGCUGGGGACUCUCUGAGCCAGAACCGUCCAGAGGGGGGGCAGGGGGCAGACCCAUCAUCAGCCCCGGAUCUGGACAAUGCCAGGAGUGAGACAGACGCAAGGUGGGAGAGCGCUGGCAUUUCUGCAGAACCCACACCUGGUUGCUUACAAGAGCUGAGCCCCACCAUCAGCAGUAGCUUUGGGGAACCAGGAAGCUCAGAGUUCAAGGAUCUGGACCAGAAGGAAGAGAGGGGCCAAGCAGAGCCCACAACCCAGAGGCCCCGUCGACCAUCAUCAGGGAGCCUACAGGGGAGAAGGCUCACUCAGGAAGCCCCACGACUCUCAGGCCUGCCCUCCCAGGGCCUGCCAGAACCCCCAGGUCCCCCUGAGGGACUGGGCUGGAGCCUGGGCCAGGACAGAGCUGACCUUCAGAAACUGCUGAUAGAGAUUCCUCAGGGUCAGAGAGAAAAGACAAACCAGGGUCAGAGUGGAGAGGCUACUCAGUCUCUGAUGGAAGAGGUCUCUGGGGGUCCAAAUCGCCCUGAGUGCCAGAGAAAGGAGGCCCUCCUGGAACGGAGUAAGGAGACCCCUCAGGCUGAGGAAGUGAAGAUCCUUCAAUCUUCUGGAGGCGGUGGCCAGAUCUCACAAGCCUGGGAGGUGGCUCAUGGAGAGGCGCCUACACAGCCCCAAGAGAAAGGCGACUCCCUGGGAACUCCGGGGGACUUCUGCAGGUCUCUGGGAGAACAGGUGCCUCAGCCUGGGGGAAGGGAGAGCCCAGGUCCCUCGGGAAGGAGCACCCAGCUGAUGCAGGACAAGAACGAAGGCCAGAGACCAGAGUCAGCACUGGCCUUGGGAGAACAGGGGACCGGCCUGGAGGAGGCGCCCGCUCCUCUUCCGUCUCCGAGGCCCCCGGCCCCGCCGCUGCUCCCAGGCCCCGGAGCGGUGAUGCUAGCGCCCCUGAGCACCGGGGCCUCUGGGCAGCAGGAGCGCCCUACAGCUCUCCCAGGGCACCCAGGGCUGGUGAGCAAUCGGCACGGGCUGCAGGACUCGGGGGUAGGCCCCGGUCCGGCGGAGCAGCAGGUGGGCGAGGAGAGGGGGCUGAGGGCGGGUGGCUCCGCGAAGCUCCCGGGCGCCCUUGGGGAGCGGAGGGGCGGUGCUGAGGCCCCCAAGGCCUCGAAGGCCGCGUGGUCCGAGCCCCCUGGUACGGAGGCAUCGGUGGGCGUGAGCACCGCGCAGCGGGAGACGGCCCUGCAGCGACUCCUGGAGCUGCACCGCGCCGCCAAGCACCGGCGGCGACAGGACCGUGAGCAGCAGCGGCUCCGGGUCCUGGAACGGCUCCGCAUCGCCAGAAACCGCCACUGCCAAGUGCACCCUCUAGCGCCCCCACCCAGCCCGGCUCAGCUCCCGUCACAGGAGGACGCGGCCCGGCAGCGGCGCGCCCUGAGGGAGCAGCUGGAGCGCGUACACCGGGAGCGGACUGGACGGCUGCGGGCCCUCAGGGCCAGGAAUACCCAGAACUUUCAACAGCUACUGUGGUCCCCUGGCGCUGAGGAGCCUGCGCCUGGAGAGUAGCGCUCACCCUUCUCAGCCCCCCUAACCAUUGCUGAAUCCUCAAAGGGAUAAUCAAAGAGAUGGGGGUUGAGGAAAAAGCAAGAGGGCAACCUGCAAGUAUGAGGUCGUUUCAAAGGCCCAGGACGCGGGCCUGGGAGAGCCAAACACACAGACACACACAGCAGCUUCUUCCCACCUGGUGGGGCGGGAUUUCUUCUUCCCGUCCCUAAGCCCACUGCCAGGCCCAAGGUCAGAGGACCAGGUCCUUGGGGUCAAGCAGUUCAAAGGCCCCGUUCUUGCGAAAGAAUGAUUCAAUGCGACACAUCUUGCAGGAGACCGGUUCUUGCUUCACGGGGGGGCCUGGGAAAAGAUGUCAUAGGCCAGUAAUGGGUCCCUGAGAAAGCAACUGGCAGAACCAGGCAGCCCUCCUGCCCAGCCCUAGAAAUCUACCCUUGUUGUGUACUUUUGUCAGUGUGAAGAAAUAAAAAGAAGUGCUUCUGAGGAGUUGGGACUAUGGGAAAACGGAGUGUGCUGGGUGCCCAGAUCAGGAAUGAUGGCAGAAUACCAGUCAGCCGUGUGCCACUGUGCCAUCACUGCUCCCAGCUUUAGGAUCCUCCAGAGUGGGGUGGCGGGACACCCAGCCCUGCUCACCACAAAGACAGAGCAAGACUUCUCUGGGACGGCUGGAGUUUUCUACCUACUGCUCCCCAUCUGGAGCUCACCUCCUGCUUUCGUUGGAAAUUGCUCCCUUUACUGCCCCUUUAGAGCCCUGGGGAAAGUAGGGGGACUUUGGGGGAAAACUUUUAACUCUGUGCAUCCCCAACUGUCCACCGGUUCUGUGCAGGCACUCCAGCAGCUGGAGAAAGGGACAUGAUUGAGUAGUUUGCUUGACAUUCAUGACCACAAAGAGCAAAGGGACACUCAGCAUCACCCAGCAAUCCUGCAACACUCCCCGGCAUGUUCCUUCUCCCUUGAGUUUCAUCUCAAACUA
Molecule: messenger RNA, 3052 nt
Organism: Rhinolophus ferrumequinum (greater horseshoe bat)
Lineage: Eukaryota; Metazoa; Chordata; Mammalia; Chiroptera; Rhinolophidae
Product: glutenin, high molecular weight subunit DX5
Exons: 9
Coding region: 49-2082 (677 amino acids)
Source: RefSeq, a predicted model, not a curated record